AUGGCCGUACAUCCCAGAGCAGAUGCCGCGCCUGGAGCCGCUCAGAACCAACGAGGUAUCGGCAUCACUGCGUUUUCCACCGCAUUGUCCGUUGCUGUCUUUGCCUUUUUGAUUCAAAUUUGCUUGUUUCUGUAUCUCCGCAAGCAAUCUGACCUACGUUACAUAUACCAUCCGGAGGGAGAUGGAGCGGCACCAAAGGCAAAGCAAUUGCUGAGCAGCACCAUAAACUUCAAGGAUGAAGAAAUCAUCAAAAGACGCGGCUUGGAUGCGUACUAUUUCCUUCGAUAUCUUAGAACUCUUCUGCAUUUAUUCACGCCCAUCUUGUUCGUGUUACUGCCUAUUUUACUACCAUUAAACUAUGUGAACGGAAGGGGACAAGACCUUGACCCCACAAAGGAAUCAGCUGCGGAUGGCGCUUCGCGAAUUAUGGGCUUGGACACGCUUGCGUUUGGCAAUGUCAGAAGCUCGAAUACAUGUCGCUACAUAGCGCAUCUCGUGUGCGCUUUGCUCGUCACGGCUUGGUUCUGUUACGUAUCAUUCAUCGAGAUGCGCAAUUACGAAAUGGAAGAAACGGAACGCAGUAUAGGUAUUCCCGAGAGGAAUAGGGAGGUGAAAAACCAACAGGAUUUGGUCAGACUUAUCGAAGAAAAGGAAAAAUCUGUCGCAGAUGAUGCGAAGGGCUUGGACCGCCUUUUAAGGCUGAGAAAUAAAGACCUAGCAAAGUUUGAAUCCGCAGCGACGGCGCUGAUGAGACAUGAGUCAUCUUCUGAAUUGCAGACCAAAUUGCGGACCAAAUUGCAAAGUUGCUAUACGGGACUUUGCACGAGGGAGAAAGACAUACGAAGCCUUGCACUAAAACUGAAACCCGCGGCAGAAUAUCCUAAGUAUAACAGUGGUCACAAUAAUUGCAAGCAUUGUUCAACUGUGGAAUUGGCGUGGCAUAACGUUGUGUGGAGCAAUAUCGGACUUCCGUCGUGGAGGAAAUGGCUCAGGGCCACUUUGGUGACCAUUGUCUUGACAACGAUGAUUGCGCUAUGGGCGAUUCCUGUUUCCUGGACGGCAGCGCUAAGCCAACUAGACAACUUGAUCCGCAACGACGCAUUACAGUCAUUUUUCCAACGCCAUAGGACUUGGAGGACGGUGGCUGUGGCCAUAGCUGGAGUUUUACCAGGAGCAGCGCUGACUUUGAUGCUCAUGCUGCUACCCUCAGUACUCGAGCUUUUGUCUCGCAUAGGCGGGGCCAAACUCAGGUCUCAACAAGCCGCGUUCGUGCAACGAUAUUAUUUUGUCUUUCUUUUCGUGCAAAUGUUCUUGGUGGUUUCCAUUGCUUCUUUCUUCACAGCGUCAUUCAAACAGUUCUUCCACAACAUCCAGAGCCUGCAAAUACCCGGCAAUAUCCUAAAUCUUUUGCCCCAGAAUCUACCCACGGCAGCGAACUAUUUCUUUUCAUACAUGAUUCUGCAAGCUCUUUCUGGAUCUUCCAGCAUCAUCAUGCAGUGGCCCUCAAUGUUUUGGUUCUUUGCGGACAAAAUCUUCGUCUACACACCCAGGCAGAAGUGGUCAAGGGGCGUCAGCAUGGACAUUGUCGCUUGGGGGGCCGUCUUUCCACUGUACACUACCCUGGCAUGCAUUUCAUUAAUUUAUAGUGUCAUCGCACCUCUCAUUUUGUUAUUUGCCACCGUCUCGUUCGGCAUGCUCUGGCUAGCACACAGAUACUCUGCCAUCCACGUCGGAAGACAAGAGACAGAUCACGGUGGUAUCCUCUAUCCCCGGGCGAUCAAUCAAACGUUUACGGGAAUAUAUGUGAUGCAGUUCUGCAUAUCUGGGCUCUUUUUUGGUGUCAGAGAUGAGACGGGAAGACAAACCUGCCUUCCUCACGCCAUUGUCAUGAUUGCUGCGUUGGUCUUAACGGUAGCCUUUCAGAUUGCACUCAAUGCAUUUGUCCUACCAGGCCUACGAAGUAAAUGCCAACCUGGUCGUCCAGAUAUCCAAUCCGAGUGUGCCGAGUUAAACGACGAGUUUUCAAACCACCUUGCAUUGCUCUGCCAACCCAAGGUUGCCUGGGUGCCGGAUUAUACACGGCUGCAUAAAUUCAAUAUCGAUGGGGUUUCCGACGAGUUCGUCUGUGAUAAUUCAGACCAAAGCUGGAGGGCAGCUUUUGACAAACGGCACAAGGUGCAGAUAACUAAAACGCAACUAACUAAGCGGUUAGGUCAUGCACUGGAGCACAUGAGCCCGACAACAUCAUCUGUAGGUGGCCAGUUUCGGCUUCAUCAAUAA
Metarhizium robertsii ARSEF 23 is the source of this 2280-nucleotide messenger RNA. RefSeq names its product DUF221 domain protein. Bases 1 to 2280 code for a protein of 759 amino acids. The transcript is spliced from 2 exons. Gene Ontology annotation, cellular component: plasma membrane. Gene Ontology annotation, molecular function: calcium-activated cation channel activity. The record is from RefSeq and is a predicted model, not a curated record. NCBI's taxonomy places the organism in Eukaryota, Fungi, Ascomycota, Sordariomycetes, Hypocreales, Clavicipitaceae.